Messenger RNA from Drosophila bipectinata, 1700 nucleotides. RefSeq names its product ribosome-binding protein 1. Lineage: Eukaryota; Metazoa; Arthropoda; Insecta; Diptera; Drosophilidae. The record is from RefSeq and is a predicted model, not a curated record.
CGAUAGAUCUGUCUUGAAAGCAUUGUUCAGUUCUAUAAUUUGUUUCUCUACGUUUGAAACGAAGUACAAAAGUUGUUGUUGAUUUUAUUUAUUCUCGUCGAACUUAAAUUUGAUUUAUUUUUGGGCACCAUGUGGCCGAAAAGUCCUCGCAUCCGUCAGGUUAACUCCUCAUCUUUGAACAAUACCUCCCAAAAGGGAUCGCCAAGAGCACUCUACACAAAGUCUGCGAUCCAAGGACAGCUCAAGAAGCGUCGCAGCUAUGGCUCAAGAUACCUGAAGAAGGAAAUGAUUGUUGACAAGGAGAACAAGAACCCUUUGGUCAACCAGAGAUCCAAGGCUGGGAUGCUGACGCCCUCGUCCUCGGACAACUCAGUGACAACCUCCACCUCCAGCUCGGGGCAGUCCAGCUACACUGUGGCUCCCAAGAGCAGCUUCGUCAAGGAGCCGUCCCUUUCGACCUCCACUGCCGUGGCACCGUACUUGACCCUUAAACGCCAGCAGACUGCUACCAUGAUUAAUUACAAUGUUCGCAAGUCCCUAUCGCAAAUGGACUUCAAGGAAGCGCGUCGCACCGGCAACUACCAGGUGGUGGCCCACGUGCCCUCGCCCCGCAAGAUGCCGAUUACGGUGGACGAGCCUGAGGAAUCUGCCGUUGCAGUUCCGGCAGGAUUAGAAGCCAGUGUGGCCAAGCUGGUGCUGCCGCUCUGCGAUGGAGUCGAGGGGAAGAUGAGCUUUGUAGUCGCUCCGGAGCAGGAUGCCCGUGUGGCCAGCCUCAGGAUCUUCAACACCAUCAUGCUGCAUGCCUGGCGCAAGAGACGCGAAGAGGUGCGCUGCCUCAGCGACCAGGUGGAGGAUUUUAAAAAGAGUGUCGUGAAGAAUCGCAACCAGUUGCAUGUUUACAACUCACUCUUUUGCGUUGAGAAGCGCCGCAAUGCCACUCUGAAUGACCAGUUGAGACAAUCGUACCGUGACAAUGCCCAGACCAAGCUAUCCUACGAGGAGCUUAGCUUGAUCCUGGUGCAGACUCGAAGCGAAAAGGACAAGCUAGCCGAGGAGUUGUCCGCCAAAAACCAGGACAUCGUAAAUCUGCAGGAAGUCCAUGCAUCACAAAAGACUGAACUCUUCCAGGCGAUCGCCGAGCAGAGGCAUCAUCUGGAGCAGCUCACCCAGCUGCAGCGCGAACAUCAGGAUAGCCAGUGUGCCCUGGAGGAGAUGAGCCAGCAGCUGGAGCUGGUUCACAUCGACUUGUCUCUCAAACGAGACUUUAUCGAACACUUGAGUGAGAAUAUGGCCAAGAUGGAAGAGGACAAGCAAGCCGUCGAAGACAAGUACAGCAAGCUCCUUGAGCACUCACUGGAACUGGAGCAAACGCUCCAGGAAAAGCAGGAGCAGGUGGUCACUCUGCAGAACUGCCUGGCCGCCACUCUGGGCCAGAGAAUCCGCCAGUGCUUUGCCCAGAGCCAGGUGUACCAGCAUGCCACCUAUCGCAUGCUGCACUUUGUGGCCCACUACAUGUUGCCAGGGACCCCGCCACCCUCACCGACCAUGAUCCCGGGUGCGGUCACCAAGCUAAAGGGUCUCUUCUCACGUGCCCCCCAAAACGGGGGACCUGAGGCUGAUGAGGAUUGCGAUUGCGAUGAUGGGAAGGAGCAGGAGAAGGACGCACCGUCUGAGAGCCUCUUGAAGUUUACCGAAUAGUU